UGGGUUUCCGCUUGGCGUUGGCGUUGUAUGAUAUCAUUCACAAAGAAUACAACGGACGUUCCUUGAAUGUUUCUUUAGUUGAAUUUUGGAAAAGUGAACAUCUAAAUCAAUUAAGGCUAGUGAGAGGAUGAUGAAUCUUUUUAGAUCUGAGGUUUAUCGAUGGGUCUUAGCGACUCUUUUACUCUGUUCCGCAAUUGAGAAGUCAGAAUCAUUUGAAAUCAGCAGCAGACCUCCUUCCAAUCCUGUUAUUGUGAUUUUAGGCGACGAAGCCAAACUUGAGUGGCAGUUUUCUGACGCACCAAGUAGCUAUUUCGUUCAGUUUUGGAGACAGAAACCCGGUGAAAAGUUGAAACAAAUAGCAACAAGCAAGAAUGGGAACGCGUUCAAUCCGAGCGACACAACUGAAUUCAAGGCCUCCCUCCCAGCAAAACUAACACUGAAGAACGUACAGAGAAAUGAGGAAUACACCUACUCUAUAAUUCUACUUGAUUCUAAUGCGGUUGAGGUAGAGCGAGAUACAGUUACUAUUGAUGUGGUUGGGAACGAUAAGCUUAUUCACAAUACUGUCGAACGACACGGUUUCGACUGAACGCAGUUGCACUUUCGUGUUUCAAAUGGGUUGUUACUUUUCAGUCAUGUUUGUUCAAGUUAUUCUUUCAUGUACGCUAGGAAUGGCUGAAAUCCUUGUGAAUUAAUCGUUAUGUGACAGUUAAGUUUUCUGUCGCUUGAAGUUGUUUUUCUUUGAUGAAGAUUGAUGAAGAUUGAUAAUUCAGCUCAAGCUUGGGUUAUGUAAAUUAAUGUGAAUUGUGCAACCAAUAUACCUGUAUAGAGUACGUGCACGAUUUUCUUCUU
This is a messenger RNA of Stylophora pistillata, 852 nucleotides long. Its product is annotated as protein turtle-like. Lineage: Eukaryota; Metazoa; Cnidaria; Anthozoa; Scleractinia; Pocilloporidae. The record is from RefSeq and is a predicted model, not a curated record. Gene Ontology annotation, biological process: homophilic cell-cell adhesion; synapse organization. Gene Ontology annotation, molecular function: axon guidance receptor activity. Gene Ontology annotation, cellular component: axon; plasma membrane; neuronal cell body.